AUGUUGACAGCACCAGACUCCCGGGGAACCACAGCAGAAAGGAGCUGCAGUCAAAUAAAUCAAGUGCCGUUUAAAAGCAGUCCACGCUUCGGGGCUUUGAGUCACCACUCGUUCUUCUCCCGGCACAACCCUCAUCCCCACCGAGUGAGGCACAUUCAAGGUCUCAAUGGCAGACCGAUUUGCAUGGUGCGAGAUGACUGGUUUGUCACCUCGUCAUUAUUUCCGCAUCCACUUCUCAAGAGCCACGUCCUGAAGAAAUCACCCGGGCCGGCGUUUCCUCCUGCUCCAAACCUCCACGGAGCGAACAAAAACAAAUCAGCACUGUUUUCAGAAGCCUGGAGGGAUGAACUUAAAGAACUCGCUGCAAAAGUCAGCCUGUCUUCUCGAGCACAAAUGGAGAAAAACGAGGACCAACAGGAGGACGAAUGUGCCCGUCGAAAGACUCAGUAUUCAGCUGAUACUGGGAGGAUCAUCCCUCCAUCCACCAAGUCGUACCAGCGCAGAUCUCAUUCCCAGCACCUGAAGCAUCCUCAACCCUUCCAGGAUCAAGAACUGACGGUUCUGGAGCUGCUCUGUCAGAUCCUGCAGACGGACUCUCUGUCCACGGUGCAGCAGUGGCUUCUGCUUGCAGGCCAAAGAGAGAAAGACCUGGUGAUGGGGAUGCUCAGACGAGCCCUGGAUGCCGUCGACCUCUCGGGCCGUAGCCAGCGGACCUUCCAGGCUUUUCCUCCAGGAGCGUCUCCGCUGGUCUACGAUCCGUCAUUUGAGCGGCCGUGGAGGAAACCACAGAGAGCGAGCUCGUACAAAGCGAAUCAGACUUCCAACGAUGACAAACCAGAGAGGAUCGGAGAUGCAGAGGUCCUCCAAAUCCAUGCAGAACCUCAGGAUGGUCCUCAAGAUCCUUCACCUCAGAGUGCAUAAGGUUGCUUCAUUGUGACUGCGUUGCAAUACGGCCAAGAACCGGUUCCCCUGUUUGGUCCUCCCAUGAUGAAUUUAUCACAAGUUAUCUUUAGCAUGCAGCAUCUUUGCUUUGUGGUUAUUUCUUCCUAGCUGGUUUAGUCAGAGGACUACACCAGAGCGCUUUUCAUUUUCACUUCAUUAACACGAUGUAGCUGUGAUGGCGUCGCCGGAUACUGUGGGUGAUGCCAUGGUGUCCAUCAGCUCUCUGAAGUGGUUUAACCGAGUAAGGAGACCUUCUA
Messenger RNA from Stegastes partitus (bicolor damselfish), 1199 nucleotides. RefSeq names its product thymus, brain and testes associated (gene tbata). The coding region runs from base 1 to 921 and encodes 306 amino acids. The transcript has 8 exons. The record is from RefSeq and is a predicted model, not a curated record. NCBI's taxonomy places the organism in Eukaryota, Metazoa, Chordata, Actinopteri, Pomacentridae.